AUGAUUCCCGCGCGGGAUCUGAAGAGGGCCGGGGCGGGGCGUCCCCCCACGGCCGCCGGCUUCGGCAGCUCGGGGAAGAGCUUCCUCAUUGACAAUCUGCUGAGACCCGGGGAAUCCCGGCUGGGGUCCUCGCUGGGGUCCUCGCUGGGGACACCUCUGCCUCUGCAGCUGUGCAGGUCCUCAGGGUGGGGCUUCCCAAACCUCACCCCCAGGGACCGCAGCUCCCUUCACACAAAGGCCAAAGGACUCGUCCCACAGCCCCACACAGCCCUGCUGACGGGGUGCGCCCCACGCCCGAACCCCCCACUCCUGCCCUGCUGCGGUGGGUCCAACCCCCCCGCCACCCCCUCCACUGUGUUUCCAAAGGGAGCAGGGCUCACCCUCUGGUCCCCAGACUCCAGCCCAAAGUCCCGAAGGGGUAUCCUGCGACGGGCCGUCUUCUCUGAGGAGCAGAGGAGGAGGCUGGAAAGGACCUUCGAGAGACAGAAGUACAUCGGCAAAACCGAGCGGAGCAGGCUAGCGGCUGACCUUGGCCUGAAAGAGUCCCAGGUGAAGAUCUGGUUCCAGAAUCGCAGGAUGAAGUGGAGGAACUCGAAGGAGAGGGAGACCCUCUGCGGACGGCCCUCCUUGGAGGAGCUCUUCCCCAGGAGUGAGCAGGGGAGCCUGGAGGUGCUGGAGCGCCCCCUGCUGGAAUCUAAGAGGGACGAGCAGAGAGCACAGCUGCUCCACACUGCCCUGCCCCCGGCCGCACAGUCUGAACCGCUACAGGAAGGGGCAGACCCUCAAACCCUGCCUCCACAGAUGGACGAUUCGCUGUUCAGCUAG
Megalops cyprinoides (Indo-Pacific tarpon) is the source of this 825-nucleotide messenger RNA. RefSeq names its product developing brain homeobox 2 (gene dbx2). The transcript has 4 exons. Gene Ontology annotation, biological process: regulation of transcription by RNA polymerase II. Bases 1 to 825 code for a protein of 274 amino acids. The record is from RefSeq and is a predicted model, not a curated record. Gene Ontology annotation, molecular function: DNA-binding transcription factor activity, RNA polymerase II-specific; DNA binding. Lineage: Eukaryota; Metazoa; Chordata; Actinopteri; Elopiformes; Megalopidae.